UCUCGCUCUCUGCACUCGGGCGGAGCGCAUUGUGUUCAGCGCGCGCUCACACACACACACACACACACACACACACACGUAGUCCUACGAUUUCGAGUAACGGAGUGGCGCUGAUCUGUUUUAGAGUCGCGUUUUCUGCCCAGGUUUUGCGCUCCUCUCCUCCUCCUUCACCACACCGGAUCAGCGGCGGCUGGUUUGCGCUCAUCACACACACACACACUCACACACCUUCUUCUGCGUUGGAGAGAUUUCACCCAAACACAUCAGGCUGAAUUCACAGGAGCCGAGCUCCAGCAGCACAUCUUGGCGGCUGAGCAGGUGAAGAGGAGUAGUGAGGAUGACUGAGUAUAAGCUGGUGGUGGUGGGAGCUGGAGGCGUGGGCAAGAGCGCUCUUACCAUCCAACUCAUCCAGAACCACUUUGUGGAUGAAUAUGACCCUACCAUAGAGGACUCAUACAGGAAGCAGGUGGUGAUUGACGGUGAGACAUGCUUGUUGGACAUCCUGGACACAGCAGGUCAAGAGGAGUAUAGUGCCAUGAGGGACCAGUACAUGAGGACAGGAGAGGGCUUCCUGUGUGUCUUUGCCAUCAACAACACCAAGUCGUUUGAGGACAUUCAUCAGUACAGGGAACAGAUCAAACGGGUAAAGGACUCUGAUGACGUGCCAAUGGUGCUUGUGGGCAAUAAAUGUGACCUUCCAUCUCACACAGUGGACACGCGGCAAGCGCACGAGCUCGCUCGCAGCUACGGCAUCCCUUACAUCGAGACCUCAGCCAAGACUAGACAAGGAGUGGAGGAUGCGUUCUACACACUAGUACGGGAGAUCCGACAGCACAAGUUGAGGAAACUCAAUCCUCCAGAUGAAAGCGGACAGGACUGCAUGAGCUGUCGCUGCGUGGUGUCAUGAUUUAAGUUGAGCUCUCCAAGUUAAUAAGUGGACCAAUGGCUCCAUGAGGCAGAGUGGACUACAGACUUUAAUUACAACUGGAGAUCAAAAUAAAAGCCAAGUAAAGCACUGACUGCAACAUGGACAUUUAAGGAAAGAGGUUGCUUUGCAGUGGCUGUGGUGACCCCCUCUGGCUGUCUACAUCUGUCUAAAAAACCCAACUAAUGACUUGUAUUUUUAUUUUUUUUUUGCUAUUCAUUAACUUCCAAGUCCUAAUAUUGGGCAGCUCCUUGGAUUUCAUCUAAUUUAUUAUAUUUGUAAGUCUCAACACUGGCUUCUUCAGGCCUCUUGUGACUUAAGCAUGAAAAAAUGCUCAUCUCAUAUGGACUGGACACUAAUCACCUCAUCCCACAGAGACACCGUGUUCUCCUCCAUUGCUGUCCGAGGGAAGCAUGCGAGUCUAUAAAUGAGGAAUCUGCCAAAUGCAGAGAGGACGAUCCAACAUCCCGUACAGGAUUUACUCCUCUCUUGACAGUUAGCCAUAUUUGUUCUGCUUAACAUGCUGUUGUUUUAACAUGUAAACUGUUGUGAAAAAGGGUAUUUGUGGUGAUAACCACACGGACUGUAAUCCGCUGCAGCACUAGAUACUAUAUGUGUGACGGCUUUUGUGUAUGUGUUUUAAAAGACAAAACUGUUGAUAGAAAUGCUGAACAGACUGACCAGUUACCGGAUUCCAAUAAAACAAUUUCAAGGACCCACAUGCUUGGCUAAAGAGUUCACAGAUUCUUGGAGUGUGAUCUAAUAAGAAUAGUCAGCUGGAAUUGCCUGAGACUCCGAAGUCAUACCAUAAAUAAUGGCUGUAAAUAUUCAUGUGUGGCACCGUAUACAGUGUCAGUGUAUGAGGAAAAGGAAGGCUACACUACAUAGGAUUUUUUUUAAUUAAAAUAGAAAUAAUGUGGUUAUUGAGUCAGUGGAGAAAAAAAGUAAUAAAGAAUAGUAAUAUGAUGUUCCUGAGCUGCUGUGGCUUGGCCAGAUAUUUGUAUGCAUGUGUCACACACAAGCUCAGAUACGCCAAAUGUCUUCACGCAUCCGAUUUUAGGCAUGAAACAAGUCUGAAAAAAAUCUGAUGGCAUCUCAAACUGCAUAGCACUGAACCAAACAGUCGAUCUGCAUACAUUUGGUAUCAUUACUAUUUAGGCAUGCUAUACUAAGAGCAUAUUAUGUAGUGUUGUAACACAACCCACAUUGUGUUUGGCAAAUACCCUUUUGUACAAGAAAGAGGAAAAUUACACAAUCUUCUGGCAUCAGUGAGGCUAUUUUAGAACUGGGUGAAAACAGAAAGGCUGUAGUGAAUCCAUAGUUGUCCUAAUAGGUUUACUCACACAAACUGGUUUACUGUAAAUACCAAGAGUUUCCGUGGUAUAUUAGAUCUGUAGCUUGGUUAACAAAUGAGAGAACGUAAUUUGCUCUUGAAGAAAUCACUGCUUUGUUCUGGCUACUUGCUCUGCUUGUCUUUAAAUUAAACGAUCAGUUUUAAAUUAAAAUGAUCACUAGCUAUUUUUCAAUUCAUUUUCAGACAAAUCAUAUGUCUUCCCUCACCACAUCCAUAAACCUUGACCUUCCUCUUCUCCUCUUUCCCGGUGGUUCCAUCCUUCCAAUAUAAUCCAAAUCCCUCCUCUGCACAUACCCAAACCAUUUCAAUCUCGCCUCUCUUACUUUGUCUUCAAACCAUCCCUCCCUCUAAUAUACUCAUUUCUAAUGCUCUUCAUCCUCAUCGCUCCCAAAGCAAAUCUUCAUCUCUGCCACCUCCAGCUCUGCCUCCUGUCUUUUUGUCAGCGCCAUCAUCUCCAAACCAUACGACAUAGCUGGUCUCACCACAAUCUUGUAAAUUUUCCCCUUCACUCUUGCAGUCACUUUUCUAUCACAAAUCACUCCUGCCACUCUUCUCCACCAUCUCCAACCUGCCUGUACUCUCUUCUUCACUUCUCUACCUCACACUUAAUUACUCAGGACCCCAAGUAUUUAAACUCAUGCACCUUCCUCACCUCUACUCCUUGCAACUGCACCAUUCUGCUACCCCCCCUCUCAUUCACGUGCAUGUACUCUGUCUUAUCCCUAAUGACUUCCAUUCCCCUCCUCUCUAGUGCAUACUUCCACCUCAACCUUUUCUCUAUUCUCACUACAGAUCACGUCAUCUGAGAACAUCAUAGUCCGUGGGGGUUCCUGUCUGAUCUCAUCCAUCAACCUGUCCAUCAGCAUAACAAACAAGAAAGGGCUAAGAGCUGAUCCUUGAUGUUAUCCCACUUCCACAUUGAACCAGUCUGUCAUUCCUACUGCACACCUUACCGCUGUCACACUGUCCUCAUACAUAUCCAGCACCAAGCUAACAUACUUCUCAGCCACUCCUGACUUGCUCAAACAAUACCUCAACUCCUCCCUCGGCACCCUGUCGUACACUGUCUCUAAAUCCACAAUGUAACUCCUUCUGACCUUCUCUAUACUUCUCCAUCAACAAAGUAAACAUUGCAUCUGUAGUGCUCUUCCUUGGCAUUAAACCAUAUUGCUGCUCACAGAUCAUCACCUCUCCCCUUAGCCUAUAGCCUCCACUUUUCUUUCUCAUAUCUUCAUGGUGUGUCUAUUCAACUUUAUUUAAGUUAAUUCAGGUCUGCACAUCUCCUUUAUAAAAAUCUCACUGCCAUAUCUCCUAUACACCUCCAUGCCUCCACUGGUAUAUCAUCUGGGCCAACUGCCUUUCCACUCUUCAUCCUUCUAAUAGCUGUCCUCAUCCUUACUAAUCCCCUUCACUUCCUGAUGAUUUCCACAUCAUCCAGCCUUCUCUCUCUCUCAUUUUUUUCAAUAAACAAACUUCUCAUGGCACGUGUAAAAAAGGGAAAUAGGGAUGUCUUACAGAAAAUAUAAGUAAUGUAACGCAACUUAUUAAAUAAACAGAAUGUUUUAGAUCAAAUUCUUUACUGCUCCUUGUAAGGUAACAAAACAAAUGUGCGUAAUAAUAAUCAUAUACAUGGAAAAAAUGCUCUGAGGGCCAAAUGUUUAUUACUGAAACACUCUUCAUGUGCCAGUGCUUAGUCAUGAAAGAUAUUUUGUGCCAAAA
Hemibagrus wyckioides is the source of this 3998-nucleotide messenger RNA. RefSeq names its product HRas proto-oncogene, GTPase a (gene hrasa). The transcript has 6 exons. The record is from RefSeq and is a predicted model, not a curated record. The coding region runs from base 338 to 907 and encodes 189 amino acids. NCBI's taxonomy places the organism in Eukaryota, Metazoa, Chordata, Actinopteri, Siluriformes, Bagridae. Gene Ontology annotation, cellular component: plasma membrane. Gene Ontology annotation, molecular function: GDP binding; GTP binding; GTPase activity. Gene Ontology annotation, biological process: Ras protein signal transduction.